GAGGAGCAAAAGAAACAGAAAGAGAAAGAGAGAAGAGAAGCCCUAACCCUUUCCCCUCGGCUGGUGGAAAGUGAAACUUCAGAGUUUUUCUUCCUCCCCCUCUCCAUAGUGUUUGAUAGUGUAGCACUGGCAGCCUCUGUCUGCCCCCCUGCCCACUCUCUCCCGUUGUGUUCUGGUGGCCAGCUGCUAGCAGAGUUGCAGUUGUACGUGAGUGGGUGGGUGAGACUCGUUUCCUGUGCUCCUCAGGGCUCCGCUCCAACAACUACUGCAGCACGCUCCGGCCAGGGGCCACGGGGGCCACUAUUCAUAACAAACAGGGGACUGGCUCCUCCACUCCUCCUCCUCCUCCUCCUCUUCCUCUUCUUCCUCCUCAUCUUCCUCCAUCACCACCACCACUACCGCCAUCAUCAUCUUCAUCCUCAUCAGCAUACUUCCCACCCACUCCACCCACGCCACUGCACCCCUCUGAGCCUCGGCCCCUGGAGGCCCCCGGUCUGCGGGCUGGGGCAUCCCCGCUGCGCUCAGAAGGGUUGGACAUGGAAGUGGAAGAGGCCCCCGAGGGCUCGGAGCCCUCCACCUUGCCUGAGGAGGGUGUAAAAGACAAAGAAGACAUGAAAGAGUACAGCAUAGCCUUGGAAGGUGACCAGUCUCCUGUCGUGAGGGAUCAGAUGGGCGAUGAGAGCUAUGCUGGUGGCUUGACUGUGCCCGUGUCAGUGUCCGUGCCUGGCAGAGGAACCAAAGGGCUGAUGAUGCUGGGCGAAGAGGCUGGGUCAGGGAAAAGAGUCCUGCCAGAGCCCGGUGCCUGGCCCUCUCAGGGGUUCGCCUGCUCCCUGUGCAAACGGCUGUUCAGCAGCCUGGAGCAUCUCAGGGAACACGAGUACCGUCACACCCUGUCUCUGAUGGCCCUGUCCCUGGACUGGCCGAGCAUGCAGGGUCCGCACCACCAACCCGCCCAACCCCGCCACCAGCCACAAUCCCAGCCUCACCACUUCUACCAGUCUCUCUACCGCCCCGCGGUGGCCGAGCCGGCGCCGGCGCGCUACCUGUGCUCCCAGUGCCCCGCCAGCUUCACCCUCAAAUCCAACGCGGACCGACACGAGAAGACCAUCCACUUCAAGAAGAAGCUGAUGCAGUGUGUGUACUGUCUGAAACAUUUCAGAGACCGCACAGACCUGCACAGGCAUCUGUCCUCUGUGCACUCCAAAGAGAGAGGGCACACCUGCCCUGCCUGUGCCAAGGCUUUUAGCACCCAGAAAAAUCUGUCGACACAUGUUAAAGUGUGCUGCCAGGUGGGGUCAGUGCCAGGAGCGAUGCUGGGAGGCAGCACUGGGAUGGAAAUGUCUCAGGGCGGGGUUAUGGAUUCACUGUGGCAGCUUUCUCAAGAGAUGAAAGUUGACAAUCAUGAUCUCAGUAUCAAUGUGGAAAAUUGAGACAGGCUGCAGGCUCAUGCACACACUCAUACCUAUCAGCCAAAAAUGCUCUGUGGCAUCAUUGCACUGAAAAGGGAAGAAUUCCUUCAUUUGUUGACAUAAUUAAAAAUACCUAGGGACACCAUUUUUUUUCUUUCUUUUUUUUUUACAACUUGUUAAAUAGCACGGCACAUUAUUUUAAAUUGACUGCUUACAUGUUAUCAUGUAAUUGCUAUGCAAAGCUGAUCUGCUUAAACAACUGACUGAAAUAAUAAGUAGAACUUUUUCUAUCUUUAGCUUUGUUUAGUUUGAGUGUUCACUGAUUAGAGCCAUUAACAGGUGUUUUGCGGUGCCGGGUGGAGAGACGAGGGGGGCGUCUUUCUGCUUCCCCGACCUAAACCACUUGUCUGGCUCUCUGUCGCCAGUCACCAGUCUGACUAAACUCUUCUCUCCUUUUUAGGCAGAGAGAUCUUUAUCUUUGUGUCAACCCCUGCAUUACGGGCACAAAGACACUCAGGCUUCACUGUGGCUAACAGCCCACACAACCACACCACCUGCAGGGAACUUUGUAGAAUUGCAUCAUGAGAGCAGAAUAAAGACUUUUAAAUUGGAUUAUUUCUGUUGCCUGUAGUAGUGCACCUCAACAGAGAUUUUAAAAAAUAGCAUAAAACUUAAAAUAAUAUUGUUUUAAACACUGUGGUUGCUUUUCUCAACACUGGAACUCAAAGUAACUGUAUCAAAAACCACAGUGGACAUGUAGAAGCUUGUCUUCAGUCAUCGCUCUGACAUGAGAACCUGCAGCCCGUGCUGUCAGAUCUGUGCAGAUGGAGGGGAUGUACCCAAUGAGACAAAGCCAGCUAAAACAAUACACUAGUAGCAGCUCUGACGGGGGGUUGGGUGGUGUCAUUUUCUUUCUCUCUGUCCAUCUCCUCUGUCCCAGAUCUGUAAGUCUUCUAGUGGCUGGAGCUGGACAGUAAUUGGUUCUUCACGGCUCCAGCCCCUUCUUAACCCUUGACCUCUUCAUCUGAAGAGGAAGAGGGGACCAAGGGGCAUCUGCCCCUUAAGCCAGAUGAGUUUAGUGAUGUCACUGCUGCAGACAUAAUGGUGUGGUUGUGAGACAAGUGGAGAAAAAGCAGGAGAGGAAUAAGAGAGAUUGUGGAGACAGUUAGGUGGAGGGUGUUGCAGAGCUGCAGGAUAUUGGAAUCAGCAUGAACACUGGCUUCAGAAUCGUUGCUAAUGUAAAUUCACACCAAUUUCUGCCAAAUUUUUUCUCCUUUGAGUUUACAGCAGGCCUGCAACUAUAAACCAAGAUAUUUUCCUGAUACAGACCAGUUAUAUUGUGUGUACACCCAUACUGUGCAGACUAUACCCAACGGGAAGACAUCCACCUGUGUUUCCCUCUAAUAUUCCACGGUCACGCCAACACAACGAACAGUAAUUUCUAUGUGCUCAGUUAAAGCAAAACCGGUGUCUACUGGGAACAUACCCCUUUUUGCUGAACUCCCAAAUGCCAAAUCCUUUCUAAUACAAAAUCCCAUCUCUCAGGUAGCACACUCUGUCCUUGCCAGCAGCUGAAACAGACUGGCAGGCUCGGAGAAGUCAGGAACUAAUCAGGAACUCUGCAGAGCCAGCCAUUCAGGACAAAUGGCAAAUACUGCACGGCUGUUAUGUGGCUUUUUUUUUUCUUCCUUUUUCUUUUUUUUUAGUUUGAAUAUGUGUAAAUAUUGAAAGAUAUUUCAUUCUAGAAUAUCCGAUUUUCUCCUCGAACAAAAACCCAUGUACUGUUAAAAAAAGAUGUACUUUUCUAAACAGAAUGCGAUUCUGCUUGUAGUUUUUAUGCUGUAAUUAAACUGUGAUGCAAAAUGUUACAA
Molecule: messenger RNA, 3280 nt
Organism: Centropristis striata (black sea bass)
Lineage: Eukaryota; Metazoa; Chordata; Actinopteri; Perciformes; Serranidae
Product: histone-lysine N-methyltransferase MECOM-like
Exons: 3
Coding region: 537-1430 (297 amino acids)
Biological process (GO): regulation of transcription by RNA polymerase II
Cellular component (GO): nucleus
Molecular function (GO): DNA-binding transcription factor activity, RNA polymerase II-specific; RNA polymerase II transcription regulatory region sequence-specific DNA binding; zinc ion binding
Source: RefSeq, a predicted model, not a curated record